Cylas formicarius (sweet potato weevil) is the source of this 1108-nucleotide messenger RNA. Its product is annotated as ciliary microtubule-associated protein 2. The coding region runs from base 29 to 1096 and encodes 355 amino acids. The transcript is spliced from 6 exons. NCBI's taxonomy places the organism in Eukaryota, Metazoa, Arthropoda, Insecta, Coleoptera, Brentidae. The record is from RefSeq and is a predicted model, not a curated record.
UAAAAGUUAGAACCGCUUAUAUAUUGCAAUGAAAAUGACGAAAAAGAGUCGGGCUCCGUUCGGCGUCGCCACGAAACGAUUCAUCAAAGUUGGAUUACACCCAGAAUUGGAUGCUACUGUUAUGAAACGGGAAAACGUCAAUGUCGGACCGACAACUUACUGUCCAAAACUACACGCUUGCAAAUUUAAAACGGGACUCCGUUGGGACAGGGAACUAGAACUGGAAGAAUUCUCGAGAUGUUUGGGAUAUAGGAACUACGACGUGCUCUACGAGAGGAAAUUCUUCUCAAGUCUAAGAGGUCCCGGUACCCAGGACAUCGACGAAACCUUUUACUCGAAGCAAACCUGCUCCGUCAAAGACAAUGUGGGAUUCGGCACGGAAAAGAGAUUUAGCAAAAGCCUGCAAAGCCUAGCGAAUCCAGCUCCAGGCACAUAUACUCCCAUUCAGUAUCGUCGGCCGUCUUCAAAUCUGCCCACGUUCGAACACGAUGGGUUCGUAGACCGAUUUAAAAGACAGAUCAGGCCUUAUCACUUGACACCCAAUCGGUACCAGGUCAGGGAUGAAAAGAGCACCGCAGAUAUAUUUAGAAAGCUAGUUUCGCGUCGAGGCCCCUACGAUUUGUUUACCGGCCCCAGAGAUGGAACCACCAUCAAGAACCACUUCGGCACAGCGCUCUUCAAAGUACCAGAUUAUUUUCACGUCCCGCCUAGCGACGUGAACGUAUUGCUCCACCAUUCUAGCAAAAAAAGGUACGGACGUUUUCUCGCGGCCGAACGCUUCCAAAAGAAACCGACCACGAGAGCCCUGUUGAACGAUCUGAGCAUGUGCUAUCGCUCUCCGGAUGAGCCAGGUCCGGCUCAUUACGAUUUGAGCACAUUCAAAAGCAUUAGGAAAAAACCCGAAUCGGUCUACCCGUUUGGAACGUCAAAUCCCCACUCCAGGCCGCCGGUAGACUGGAGUAUAUCGCCUGGACCGGGAAGAUACAACCCCAAGCGGGCCAGAUGCAUGAGAUCUAGACGGCCGAGUUGGGUGUUUCUUUCCAAACAACCCCGGGAGUUGUUUAAAGUUGUCGAUUACAGGGCAUUUUGGGUGUAGUAAAUAAAUGUU